GAAUUGUUUUAUUUCCUGAAAGGUCAGAUCGUUAUCUUUUUCCGAUCCCACCCUCAUUAGAAUUUUCUGAGAAAUUAUUUCUCUAUUUCUGCAUUAACAAAAUGCCAAAAUUUUCGAAAGAAGAUCGAAAAAAACACAAGAAAACGCGAAAGAAGAAAGAAGCAAAAGGCAACAAUCCCCAUCCGAGAACGAUUGCAUUGAAGGAUGCGGCAAGAAAACGAAAGACGAAGACACUGAUCAGAGCAGAGCCACUGGAAACAUCCUAUGGAUCAUCGAAGAGACGUCGACCAAAUGAUUGGAAGAAAAAGAUGAGGAAGAAGGAAAGAAAGAGAAGAUACUUCAGACAGGAUUGGUUCUGGGGAAUGAUAACACAGACUGAAGCUGAGGGACAUCUCAAAGAUUGCCGCCACGGAGAGUUUCUCGUUCGAAGUAUGCUCUUCCAAGAUAAUCCUAUAGUUGUCAUCGAUGUCGUCGUAGUCUCUGACAAGUCUAGAACGUUCCAACAAUUUCAAGCUUCUCCAGUUGUAUCGAAAUGGCAGUUGGAUUCGUACCCAUCUCGACACAAGACAUUGGUUGACCUGGUCGCUUACUACAACAGACACUUCAUUGGGAUGACUGGAUUGAAGUUGAAAACAGCUGCAAAACAACCGGAUUGGUUUCUCAAAAGCUACAAUAUCAUGUGCCCGAAGAACGCGGUGAACCUAGGGAGUGGUCAGUAUGGAUGUGUGGCAAUUGGUGCAUACCGACGACGUCUAGUGGCUAUAAAAAAACUGACAAGUAGUGGAGAACGGUUGCUGUUGGACAGAGAAGCACUUCUGAAAGAGGCAAUGUUCAUGCAAAAACUACAACAUCCUUACAUCACAAAGAUUAUUGGAAUUUCGAUUGACAAAACGCCUCCGAUGUUGCUGAUCGAGUUGAUGGCGUGUCCUUUGCUCGAUCAUCUUCAAAAAUAUGGAAAGUACACUACAAUCGGGGAGAAACUUCUCUACCUGUGGCAACUUGCAAGAGGAUUAAGCUUCAUGGCCAAAGAAAACGUUGUUCAUCGAGAUAUCGCAGCAAGAAACGUCCUGUUCAGCCGUCAUGGGAUUGUAAAAGUCUCCGAUCUUGGUUUGUCAGAUUACGAAUCGAAGCUUCAAGCGGUGAACACAAGUAAAGAACGCUUGCCCCGAGCAUGGCUACCUCCAGAGAGUGUUUCAAAAACUGGCGGUAAUAAAUUCAACGAGAAAACCGAUGUUUGGAUGUUUGGAGCCACUUCUGUCGAGGUAUUCCAAAAUGGACAACCACCAUACCACGAACUUAAGUGGAAGGAAGCCCUACCAAGACUACAAAACUUCAAAGACGGAGACAAUCUUCUGGUUUUUCCCAAAUAUGCUUCUUCUGAGAUUCAUGCGUUCUACUCUACCAAAGUGUUCAAACGUGUGAAUGAGGAUCGUGUGAACUUUGAAGAGAUAACCAGUGUGCUCGACAACUGGUUGAAUAUCAAAUUCCCACCACCGUCAUUGGAGAAGCGUACCGUCAAUAUGAUCCCGAAUUGUCAUCCACUGACCAACGCGGAGUAUGAGAUUUUGUACCAGAAUAACAUGGAUUGGUUGCCAGCCGUGCGAAAAGUUAAAAGGAAGAGGGAAGAAAGGGAGAAGAGCAAGACAAUAAAGAGCAGCACGAAGAAGAAGAAGAAGGCUCAAGAGGUUUUGAAAAUGUUGAAGAGGAAGCUGAUAAGGAAGAGAAAACGACGUCGGAUUCAAAUAAAGUUGCAGAUGUACAGAGAGCAACGCCGGGAGCACAAGAGAAAGUUUAAGGCUCUGAUUGCUUUCUAUCUGAUGUAUCCUCAACGAGAAGUUCCGCGUCGCAAGAAAAUUCGAGCUAAACAUGAAUAUCUUGUGGAUAUUUACUCGAGGAUUCUCAUGGCAAAAUGGAGAAAACAAGCACCAACCCGCAGAACACGGCUUCGUCUUCGGAGACAUCGUCUGAUUAACAAGAAGUCAAAGCAUAAGGCAUCGCGAAAUGGGAAACUUGUGAGAAUUAAAAAGAAGACAAAAAGAGUUAAGCGAGGCAAAUUUGUUCGACCCUUGAUGCCCAGGAUUCCAAAGUUCGUCGCCAAGAAGAAGAAGCUGAAGAAAGUUGAUGGAAAGAAGGUGCUGAAGAGGAAGGAAAUCGUGCUCACGUUGAAGGUUCGGAAGGCUUCCACUGCGAAGAAGACUAAGAAAGCCAUGCAAGAAAAGAAACGAAAGAGACUGAGAGCAAAGAGACGAUUGAGACGGUUCAUUAUGCGGAAACGGUUAAAGAAGAAGUUGAGGAAGAGAUAUCGCGGAGCCAAACGACGUCGAAAGCGUCAAAAGUAUCGCCUCCGAUAUCGCAAAAAGAAGUACCAGCUGAGAAAAGGAGCAUUGAACAUGGAGCAGAAGGAACGUAUGAGGGAAUUGAAAAAAAGGCGUCGAAUGAAGAAACAGAAAAUUGAUAGAUUGCAUCGAAAUCGAAAGAUUGGACAGAUUCUUCGAGAAUGGAGAGUUGUUCGAAAACUUUUGAUGGUCAAAAGAGCUAGGCGGACGUUGAAGAAAAAAAUGAGAAAGAAGGUGAAGCAACAGAUGUUGAAAAAGAUGGAAGAGGCGGCAGCAAAGGAAAAUGAGAAGGAAAUCAGGAAGACGAAGAAGAAAAGUAAGGAUAAGAAGGAAGGAAGAAAGGAAGAAAGUAAGGAAAAAGCCCAUAAGAAGUCGAAGCCCAAAAAGUCCAAUCGCCGUGGUCAUAUGAAUCAGAAGAAGGCCAAGAGGACCAAGAAGCAUAAACUCUGAUUAUUUACUCGUAUAAAUUUUAUUGUCGAAAA
This is a messenger RNA of Caenorhabditis elegans, 2818 nucleotides long. It is a transcript of the gene C34F11.5, whose product is annotated as Tyrosine-protein kinase. The record is from RefSeq and is marked reviewed. The transcript is spliced from 8 exons. Gene Ontology annotation, biological process: developmental process. Gene Ontology annotation, molecular function: protein kinase activity; ATP binding; kinase activity. NCBI's taxonomy places the organism in Eukaryota, Metazoa, Nematoda, Chromadorea, Rhabditida, Rhabditidae. Bases 102 to 2786 code for a protein of 894 amino acids.